GGAGGGCGAGGGGUGUGACCUGCCUCCCUCCCUCCCUCUCUCCCCCCCUGUCACCACCCAGGCCCAGCCCAGGGCUGCUAUAAAGCUGGCCCAGCCUGGCCCUGAGCACGCCCAGCUGGGACCCUCCUGGAGCCUCCUCAGGGGCCACAUCUGCUCUGCUGCUCCUCCCAAGUGGCACCAUGAGGGCCCUGUGGCUGUGCUGGGCACUGUGGGCGCUGGCCCUGGCCCGCCCCGGGGCGGCCGUGACCGAGGAGCAGAUCCUGGGCAGCCUGCUGCAGCAGCUGCAGCUCCGGGAGGUGCCAGUGCUGGACCAGAGCGACGCGGAGCGGCUGGUCACCCCUGCCCACGUGCGGGCCCAGUACGUGGCCCUGCUGCAGCGCAGCCACGGCGUCCCCUCCCGUGGGAAGAGGUUCAGCCAGAACUUCCGAGAGGUGGCCGGCAGGUUCCUGGUGUCCGACGCCUCCACGCGCCUGCUGGUGCUCAGCAUGGAGCGGCGGCUGCCCCCCAACAGCGAGCUGGUGCAGGCCGUGCUGCGCCUCUUCCAGGAGCCGGUCCCCGAGGCCGCGCUCCGCAGGCACGAGCGGCUGUCCCCUCGCAGCGACCUGGCCCGGGUCACCAUCGAGUGGCUGCACGUCCGUGCCGAUGGCUCCAACCGCACCUCCCUCAUCGACUCCAGGCUGGUGUCCAUCCACGAGAGCGGCUGGAAGGCCUUCGACGUGACCGAGGCCGUGAACUUCUGGCAGCAGCUGAGCCGGCCCCAGGAGCCGCUGCUGCUGCAGGUGUCGGUGCAGCGGGAGCACCUGGGCCCGCUGGCCUCCAGCGCCCACAGGCUGGUCCGCUUUGCCUCCCAGGGGCCUUGGGAUGGCGCGCAGGGCGAGCCCCAGCUGGAGCUGCACACCCUGGACCUCGGGGACUUCGGAGCUCAGGGCAACUGUGACCCCGAGGCCCCAGUGACCGAAGGCACCCGCUGCUGCCGCCAGGAGAUGUACAUUGACCUGCAGGGGAUGAAGUGGGCCGAGCACUGGGUGCUGGAGCCCCCGGGCUUCCUGGCCUAUGAGUGCGUGGGCACCUGCCAGCAGCCCCCGCAGACCCUGACCUUCAAGUGGCCGUUCCUGGGGCCGAGGCAGUGCAUCGCCUCGGAGACCACCUCGCUGCCCAUGAUCGUCGGCAUCAAGGAGGGCGGCAGGCCCCGCGCCCAGGUGGUCAGCCUGCCCAACAUGCGGGUGCAGAAGUGCAGCUGCGCCUCGGACGGGGCGCCCGUGCCAAGGCGGCUGGAGCCGUAGGGCGCUGGGCAUGGCCACCGAGGCCCCUGACUACACACGUGCACCAAAGCAGGUGCUAAUGUAGGUUUUAGUUUUCUACUUAGCAAGUCAUCCCCUGCCCCAAACAGGGCCCCUAUUUUACCUUUCGGCGUGUUCUCCCAUUCCUUGUCCUCCUGCCCGGCACCCUAAGCACUUACAUGAGUAACUAAUGCCACUUGUUGCUGGCUAGGAAAUCCUGGCUCCUGGCUAGCCGGUGUGGCUGAGCCUGGGCAGACCGUGGCCUGGGAGCUUCUGUUCCCUGGCAAGUUCUCAACCGACUUUGGGACAACACACCCUACGAUAAGAACUGGGGAAAGAACUCAUUUAUUCUAUUACAUGAUGAAUUAAAACCAAACCCUAAGACCCCUCUGUUCACCCUAGGUAGGGAGGAUGUCUGAAAAUGAACCCCAUCUCCCAAAUAUGGAAUCAUUUUGGACUUUUGCAAACAUACCCGGGUUCCCCUGCCAGGGCGCUUGGAGGGAGGGGGAGGGACUUCGGGCCAGGGGCGCUGCACGGGGGAGCAGGACACCUGUUUCUGGAUAGAACCGGGCCCCAAGCUGUGACGUCAUCGCCCGCAGCCCUAACCUCCCCCUCUCCUCCGCCCCCCACUACUCCGCCUGCCCGCGCAUACUUAGUUAUUCCCCCCGUUUUACAGAACUUCUCACCAGUUAGCACCACACGCAUUUACGUUGUUUUAUUAUUAUUAUUUAGGAAAAAAAACACUGAAUGUAGAUAAUACGCAGGAAUAAAAGUGGCUUCACUCUGCGUCCACGCAGUUCAUUUCCAGUAUUUACUCCUUUACAGAGGAG
Myotis myotis is the source of this 2110-nucleotide messenger RNA. RefSeq names its product left-right determination factor 1-like. The coding region runs from base 180 to 1283 and encodes 367 amino acids. Gene Ontology annotation, biological process: BMP signaling pathway; SMAD protein signal transduction. Lineage: Eukaryota; Metazoa; Chordata; Mammalia; Chiroptera; Vespertilionidae. Gene Ontology annotation, cellular component: extracellular region. Gene Ontology annotation, molecular function: transforming growth factor beta receptor binding; cytokine activity; growth factor activity. The transcript is spliced from 4 exons. The record is from RefSeq and is a predicted model, not a curated record.